UGCCUCCAAGCCUCCAUAUAUAUCAACCAACCUCCCGUCCGUAAGCAGAGCAGAGCAGCAGCACCACCCACCUCCAAUGGCCUCCUCCACUUGUACCCGAGCCCAGCUGGCCGUCGCCCUCCUGGCCGUCGCGCUGUGCAAUGCGGCCCUCCUCGUCGUCGUCGACGCCGGCUACCCCCGCGGCGGGGACUACCGGGCGCAGUUCCUGUUCCAGCAGAACGCGGCGCGGGCGGCGAUGGGGCUGCCGGCGCUGAGGUGGGACGAGCGGGUGGCGGCGUACGCGCGGUCGUACGCCGAGUCGCGGCGCGGGGACUGCGCGCUGGUGCACUCGUCGGGGCCAUACGGGGAGAACCUCUUCUGGGGGAGCGGCACGGGGUGGGCGCCGGCGCAGGCCGUCGGGGCGUGGCUGGCGGAGCGGCCCCGGUACGACUACUGGAGCAACCGCUGCAGCGGCGGCAUGUGCGGGCACUACACGCAGAUCGUGUGGCGCGGCAGCACCCGCGUGGGCUGCGCCAUGGUCGAGUGCUACGCCGGCCGCGGCACCUUCAUCACCUGCAACUACGACCCGCCCGGCAACUACGUCGGCAUGCGCCCCUACUGAACACCCAUGACGGACCGGCCGCUGCGGCCGCCGUCGCGCCGCGUUGCCGCUCCGUCUCGCCGGCCUUCUUCGCAGCCCCGUUGCCGGCCGGCCAGCGCGUACGGGCGAUGCGGCGCGGCGUAGUAAUGUCUCGCUGUCCCAUUCAUUGUUGCCCAUCGAGAGUUGAAGACGAAUCGAUGGCGAUGCCACGAGUGUACAAAAUAUUUUUUUCACUGCUAUACUACUAGUGCUGCAUUUUAUUUAUCCUUGCCAGAAUAUAUAUACUCCUGUUGUGGUUACGAAACAAAAUCUGAAAUGAAUCCUGAGCUA
This is a messenger RNA of Triticum dicoccoides, 910 nucleotides long. RefSeq names its product pathogenesis-related protein PR-1-like. The transcript has a single exon. Gene Ontology annotation, cellular component: extracellular region. NCBI's taxonomy places the organism in Eukaryota, Viridiplantae, Streptophyta, Magnoliopsida, Poales, Poaceae. Bases 77 to 601 code for a protein of 174 amino acids. The record is from RefSeq and is a predicted model, not a curated record.